UUUAUUAUUAGUUCAUGUGGUAUUAAUAUUUAGUGCUGAAUUAUGUGCACCGGGAGGUUUAAAAAAGUUUGACUCAAAUAUAGCUAAACUGAUAACAAUUGGCAAUUCCGGGCGACGUUUCCCCGAUAGUAGGGGCUCUGAGUUGAAAAAGUAUUGCGUACAAAAUGAAAGGCUGCUAGGUGAUAUCGAAAAGUAUCGCAAUCAAUGUAUGGACAACAUGCCCAAGCAAAUCACCGGGAUAUUAUUAUACACGGGCAAGAGUACAAUUAGACAAUUUUGUAAAAGGGACAAUAAACAACUGGACAACCUACUUAAGGCCGGUGCGUGUGGUAACGCUGGGAAUAACCAGGGUGUCCCCCAAUGUACGCCCAUUGCAGUGGACAGUAUGCUAGGUUACCUUAAUAAACCGCCAAAAAAGCUAAAAUCUCAACGAAGGACUAAAUCGUUUGCGUUGCCUAUGAUUGAUGUGUUGAGAAGUUUUCCCGAGGUCUAAAUUGCGUAAAUAAAUAUAGUUACACAGUAUAAUUCAGUGUAAUUACUAAUUAUUAAUUAGCAUGGGUAUUAUUUUUAAUUUAUG
This is a messenger RNA of Oppiella nova, 577 nucleotides long. Lineage: Eukaryota; Metazoa; Arthropoda; Arachnida; Sarcoptiformes; Oppiidae. The record is from the annotation of a GenBank genome assembly.